Messenger RNA from Anolis carolinensis (green anole), 2087 nucleotides. It is a transcript of the gene gnat3, whose product is annotated as G protein subunit alpha transducin 3. The record is from RefSeq and is a predicted model, not a curated record. Gene Ontology annotation, molecular function: GTPase activity; GTP binding; G protein-coupled receptor binding. Gene Ontology annotation, biological process: adenylate cyclase-modulating G protein-coupled receptor signaling pathway; sensory perception of sweet taste; detection of chemical stimulus involved in sensory perception of bitter taste. The transcript is spliced from 8 exons. Bases 172 to 1236 code for a protein of 354 amino acids. Gene Ontology annotation, cellular component: photoreceptor outer segment; photoreceptor inner segment; heterotrimeric G-protein complex. NCBI's taxonomy places the organism in Eukaryota, Metazoa, Chordata, Lepidosauria, Squamata, Anolidae.
UGACAGAUCAAAAGCCACUGCGUGCACACAGUGAGGACAGCCUGCAGAGAGAGAAAGAGAAGGUGGAAGGUGGAAGAAGAUAUUCACAGUACCAUUGUAAUAUUUCUGCUGCGCAGCCAAUUUCUGUACCUGGCAUUGUGCUGGGACAAUAAGUUAAUAUAGUUCAAUAAGAUGGGCAGUGGAGUCAGCUCCGAGUCUAAGGAAUCAGCCAAGAGGUCACGGGAACUUGAAAAAAAGCUCCAAGAAGAUGCAGUGAGAGAUGCCAGGACAAUCAAGUUGCUCUUAUUGGGUGCUGGAGAAUCGGGGAAGAGUACGAUUGUGAAACAAAUGAAAAUCAUCCAUAAAGACGGCUAUACAGACCAGGAGUGCAGAGAAUACAAGUCUGUGGUUUAUAGCAAUACGCUACAAUCCAUUCUGGCUAUUGUAAAGGCAAUGUCCACACUGGGGAUUGAAUAUGGGAACUUAGAAAGAAAAGAAGAUGAAAGGCAGCUUUUUUCUAUAGCCGAUUCCAUGGAAGAUGGCACAAUGCCUCCUGAAUUGGUUGGAAUAAUCAAACGACUGUGGAAGGAUCCAGGGAUUCAGGCCUGUUUUGAAAGAGCAUCAGAGUACCAGCUCAAUGAUUCGGCUGCCUACUAUCUCAAUGAUCUGGACCGGCUGACUGCUCCUGGCUAUGUCCCAAAUGAGCAAGACGUCCUACGCUCACGUGUGAAGACAACUGGGAUUAUAGAGACUCAGUUUUCCUUCAAGGAUUUGCACUUUCGGAUGUUUGAUGUGGGAGGACAGAGAUCGGAGAGGAAAAAGUGGAUCCAUUGCUUUGAAGGAGUGACUUGCAUUAUAUUCUGUGCAGCCCUCAGUGCUUAUGACAUGGUCUUGGUAGAAGAUGAAGAAGUGAACAGAAUGCAUGAAAGCCUCCACCUGUUCAACAGCAUCUGCAACCACAAGUACUUUGCUACCACCUCUAUUGUGCUGUUUCUAAAUAAGAAAGAUCUGUUUCAUGAUAAAAUCGCCAAAGUCCACCUCAGUGUCUGUUUUCCGGAAUAUGAUGGAACGAAUACCUUUGAAGAUGCCGCAAAUUACAUUAAGAACCAGUUCUUAGACCUGAAUCUACGAAAAGAAGAUAAGGAGAUUUAUGCCCACAUGACAUGCGCUACAGACACCCAGAAUGUUAAGUUUGUCUUUGAUGCUGUGACAGACAUUAUAAUCAAAGAGAACCUGAAGGACUGUGGACUUUUCUAGCUCUUUUCCCCUUGUUCUAUUAUUUCUCUUUCCCACAUUUUUUUUCUUUGCUCCAUGUGUAGGCUGCUUCUGGUUAGAGCCACUGUGAUAUGCAAGUUUCUCUGAGCUCAAGAUUUCUUGCACAGAAAUAAACAUGCAUAGAAGUGAGGAGAAAAAAUGAAGACAUUGCUAGUGUAGGAAUUAACAGUCAAUAUAUUGUUUAAUGAAAUUCAUGGCACUUCCACACAGGCCCAAAACUUGUGAUGGGUUUUCUCAGAUUAAUAAUAGCCAAUGGGAAAUUCAUAGACUAAGAAAGGGAUGCUCUCUAUAUCCACCACUUUUGACGUCUGUCCCCCUGUUCCACUAACCACAAAUGGAUUUCAUUUAUUUUGUUCAUCAAAAUACAGUCCAGCUCACAGAAAGUUUCUGCAUUACCUAAAAUGGACUGUAUAACCUUCAAAAUGUUUCCAUAUUUUGACAGAAAUGAACAGUCAGAUAGUUAAAGAUUUAUUAUUAAUUGCAAACAGGCAUUACAUAUGUACUACAAACAUAAUCUUUGAUCUUUGCACAUAAACAUAAAGUCAAAGCCAACAAUUCAGUUCUUCUAAAAGUUACAUAUUUGUUCAAAAGCACGUUUCUGAAGGUGACGACUUUAUCAUCUCAAUCACAAAUGGAGAUAUAUAUCUUUCCCUAAUAUCUGAAUAAUUAUUAUUUCAAAAAUAAAAUGGGCAUUUCCUUCUAUAAUUAAGGAGUUAUUUUUAUUUUUUUUAAAGACUCUUGCUUCCUUCAAGGUAUCUGUUCAAAUCUGUCAAAUGAAGGGCAUUUAGUCUUUCAUCUGUAAAAAACCUAAUCUAAUUUUAGUGAAGAGUAGA